Molecule: messenger RNA, 3829 nt
Organism: Passer domesticus (house sparrow)
Lineage: Eukaryota; Metazoa; Chordata; Aves; Passeriformes; Passeridae
Product: ninein-like protein
Exons: 13
Coding region: 1908-3389 (493 amino acids)
Biological process (GO): microtubule anchoring at centrosome
Cellular component (GO): centrosome
Source: RefSeq, a predicted model, not a curated record
GCUGGGGCGGCUCCGGAGGGGGGGGAGCCCUGAGCGCCCUUCCCUCAGCAGCCCCGCCGCGCUCAGUGCUCCUCAUGGAACUUCGCGUGUUAGUUUAUGGCCACCGCUCCUCGUCCCGCCGCUGGAAAGAGCCUGGCACCAUCCCCUUGGCUUUGAGAUAUUUGAAUGUACUGAUGCGAUCCCCUCUCAGUCUCCUCCUCUCCAGACUAAGCACGCCCAGCCCCCUCAUGGUUCCCUCAUGAGGGGUGCGCCAGCCCCAGCAUCACCUCGGUCGCCCUCCGCUGCACCCUCUCCACGAGCUCCUUGCCUUUUUGCCCUGAGGAGCCAGAACUGGACGCGGCACUGCAGAAGGAGCUGAGUAAAGAGGCGGCAUCAGCUCCCUCCGCCUCCUGCCGCUGCUCUUCCCAGUUCUCCCCGGGAAACGCAUCCAGGGCGCUGGACGGGGAUGUGCGCGCGGCCUGCGCAUGCGCGGGGCGGCGGGGCCGAACGGAGCCGAGAGGAGCCGAGCCGGGCCGAGCCGAGCCGAGCCGGGCCGGGCCGGGCCAGUGCUGCGGUGCCUGCGUCCCCGCGGAUGCAUAACCCCGUUUUCCACGGUAUGUCAGUGUCCUUUGAACAGCCAAGGCUCAGCAGCUCCAUGGGAUGAGGUUUGUAAAAAGGAUCCUGGUUGAUGGCCUUGAUGUGCAGCUCCAUGAGGUGAUUAACACUAACCUCGCGUUAGGGGAAUUAAGCAAUUAAGUCCUUGCCAGUCCCCUGCCCAGGACAGUUCGUUUGUGUUUGGUGUUUUAAAACGAUCCUGUAGGGAAUCCAGACACGAGUCCAGACAUCACACACUUAAAAGAGGUUUCUCUAUCCAUUUCUCCGUGCUCCCCACCCCCCCACCCCAAACCAAAAACAAACAGAAAAACCCAAAGCAAACAAAACAAACAAACAAAAAAAACCAAACCAAAACAAAAAACCCAAACAAACAAAAUAAAAAAGGAGGGUAAAGAUCAGGGUUUACUGAGAACAAUUCAGGCCAAGGUACUGCUUUUCACAAGUGGGUGAUCCCAUAGGAUUCAGUCAGGCAUCUGUGGGUGGUGGUCUGGGGAGGGUUCUUCACUUGCAAGACAGUUUUUAGGUGUGGUCGGUACUGCAGCCACUGCAUGGUGGCUGAAAGGCUCCCUUGGGAACUGCCUGAGUAGGAGCAAUCCCUGCCUAGGAGGUGUGGGAUUGUAAUGCAGAACAACAGGGGGCUGUUGAGCCUGGUCUUUUUAUGGCAGGGAGAGGGAUGCACAUGCUAGGAGAGGAAAAACAUCACCCCAGUUCUCAUAUUGACUUCAGAAGUGCUGACGUCUCUGCACCUCACAUGUGACACAGAUUGUCCUCUUUUUAGUGCAUGAACAAGCUUCAUCCAUGGUUUUUUUUUUGUUUGAUGUAAAAUACUUCUUUCUCCUUAGUGCAUUCAGUUCCAAGGACUGGCAGUGCUUUUUGCUUUUGAAGUGACACCAUGUGAAUGUGCUAAGGGGGAAGUGAGUUUCUGCUUACCUUGACAGCAAGGACAGCUCCAUCCAGGAUCUUGAGGAAAAAAAAAGAAGAAAGAAUCGUUCUUUUGGCUUCAGACCUUGAGGAAACAGCUCUCUGAAGACAGGCUUCUUCCAAACCUGCAUCAGAGGGGAGCACUCAGGGAAGCAGCAGCCUGUCCUUCUGGCCAGGCUACCUGGGCCCACAUCACUUCUCCAGCCUCAGCAAAGACACUGGAUUUGCCGAGCCUCAACUUGUCAUUGCCAGCUGAGCCCUGGAAGAGCUGAGAGGAGAUCCUCAGGGUCCCUGGUUCUGCUGGAUCGGUGGUGGUGGGUGAAAGGCGGAGCAGCAGCACGGAGCAGCAGGUGAGCCUGGCAGGGCUGCCUGCAGCUUGGGACAACACACCCAUGGUCCCCAGGAGCGGCCUCCAGCAUGCAGCUGGCACCUCCUACAGAUACAAACUGCAGUGCCUCUGGACCCAGGUGAGGCAGAUCGCCAGGGAGAGGGACAAGGCCAGGCUCGGUUUGGAGAGGGCACAGAGACACUGCCUGCAGCUGGGCAGGGAGCUGGAUGAGCAGUACAUCACUCUUGAGCACACCCAGAGCAAGCUCAGGAAUUUUCAGGCAGAAAUAGAGGGAAAAGAGCUGCUUUUGCAGCAAGCAGUGAGUCACCAGGCGAAGCUGGAGGCUGCUGCACAGCUCCUCCAGGGCAAAGAGGCCAACCUGCAAGGGAGACUGAGCCAUGUGAUGAAUGAGAACACACAGCUACAAAAUAAGGUCACAGAGAUGGCUGAGAAACUGUCAGCCUCUGAGGAAAUGGUGUUGGAGCUGCAAAAAGAACUCAACUACAUUGUGAAGGAUAAGCUGGAGCAGGGGGAGCCCCACAGCCCGGAGUUCCUGAAGCAGAGCGAGCGCUUUGCCGAGAUUGUCCUGGAGUACGAGCGGCAGUGCCAGGUGCUGCACGAGCAGAACGGAGCGCUGCGAAGGGAGCUGCAAAGGCUGCGCCUCCAGCUGCAGGAGAGCAGGGCUGAGGGAGGGCUGCCAGCAGCAGAAAUGUCACUCCCAGUGGAGCAGCUCCAAGAGCAGCUGCAGGACCUGAAGGUGCAGCUGGAAACCAAGAGUGAUAAGGGCAAGGAGGAGCUCUCUCACCCAGAUGUCAAGAGGCCUCAGCUGGGCUCUGAGCCCCCUGGGCACAAGGCUGGUCACAGUGAUGGCCCUGGCACUGCCCAGCUGCAGAGCCAGAGCCUUCUGGAGGCUGAGUGGCUACGAGGAGCAGAGAUUACUGCAAGGCUGGAGCACCACCAGAGGCAUGCAGCCUGCUGGAUGGAGAUGGAGCUGCUCCAACAGCAGCUCCAGGCCUCGCAGGAAAAGCUUUUGGAAGCCAAAGCCAGCCUGAGCCUGGCCCAGGCCCAGCACGCUCUGCAGUUGCAGCAGGCCCAGGCCCAGAUAAACAACAUGGUGCCAAAGAAACAGUUUGAGCAGCUGCAAAACACCUUGAGAGAGGAACAGUGCAAGACUCAGCAGCUCCAGGAAAGCCUCCAGCUGCAGGCUGAGCAAACAUGCAGGCAGCUGGUCAGGACCCAGGAGGAACACGAGCAGCUGCUGCAGGCAGCUGUGGAGCAGGCAGAGGGGCUGGAACAGAGUCUGAGGAAUGCUGAAGCUGUGCUGGCAGAGAGGGCAGCUCAGCUUGGAGAUGCCCAGGCCCAACUCUCCAGGAACAAACUAUUGAUUGAAGAGCUCCGUGGAGAGAACAGGAGGUUUGCAAUGGCCCUGCAGGCUGCUGAGCUGAGGCAGAAGGGCAUGGAGGAGAAGAACCAGCUGUUGGAGGAACAAGCCUCAGCUCUGAAGCAGCUUAUUGGAAAAAUCACACCAGCAUCUCUGAAUGGGUGAUGGGACAUCUGCAGUGGCAGCCCCUGGUCCUGGCUGGGGCUGGUCAGGUGCAGAAUGAGAGAUACGGCUGGGUUGGAAAAUCAGCCUUGUCCUCUCUGGUCUUGCCAGGAUUUUCCUGUGCAGAAAAUACCAAAUGGGAAGCCUAGAGUCCUUUGAGGAAACUGGUCUUGUGGGUAGCUGAAUUUUCCAACUGAGAGCAGCAGCCUUGGUGCCUUUCCCAGUGGCAGAGUGUUGUUAUGUCAUGUCUGUCUCAGGGCAGCCAGCUCACAGGAUUUUGGCAGUGUUUGGUGUUGGUGCAGAUGCUCCCUCUCUGCAGAACGUCGAUAUUGGAGCCACAGUUAAUCUCGAAAGCCAGGGCAGAAGGGCUUGCAGGACCCUGUGCUUGGUCACUCCAAGCAGGAAAGCUGAGUUGUGACAUUAAAGUUUGUAAUGUUACAGCA